AUGGUACCACAUAUCCUCACUCUUGCGAGAGAGAUUCGUUUGCCAAUUGCGUUCCAGCCGAAGUCGCUCUUGAUUCUAGUGGAUACAAAACGGCCCGUCGGAUAUUACAAGAAUUGCGCCGAUUUUAGGACCGCGAUGCACCUGAAAGGGGAUUUGGACGAAGUGAAGAACGAUGCAUGCAUGUACGUGAUGGAGCGCGUGUGGCCGGUGCCGCCACCGCUCAUGGAUAUCGUCCGGGAAGCUUUUUUCCCCGAGGCCUUCAAAGACAACGAGCAGAGUUUCGUCUCACGAUUGUACCUCGGGAAGCAGUGCGCGAAGACCAGGCGUUUCUUCAACCCCCUGAAUUUUCCUCUCGAUGUGAAGAGGUUGGCCGCUCUGAACGUACCCGUAUCGACCGCUAAAAUUGCUCAUGACAUGGGCGCGAUGCUCGCCAGAAUUCACUUCAGUGCACGGAAUGACGGGCGGGACAUCGAGUUCGUUCAAGGCGGGGACGCGUUCAAUCCGCUGGCGGUGCCCGCCUUCUAUUGCUUCGACUUCAACCAAGUACGACCAUAG
This is a messenger RNA of Klebsormidium nitens, 555 nucleotides long. The record is from the annotation of a GenBank genome assembly. Lineage: Eukaryota; Viridiplantae; Streptophyta; Klebsormidiophyceae; Klebsormidiales; Klebsormidiaceae.